AUGGGUGACGCCGCAGCAACUCUGAAGUUGUCUGCCCAGAAGCUCGAGUCAGGCUCCGCAACAACAAUUUCUUUUCAUCACCUUUGGAAAAUCACGACAAGUUGGCAAAAGAUGGCUGCAAAAAAUUUUCAAGUGAAAUAGCAACCGCAAAAGAGCAGGUCGCAAACGUUGGUGACAAUCAAAAACCCCAUCAAACUGGAUCAACAUCGCUAGAAAGAUCUUCGCUUGCAUCCUCCUCAAUCGUCUCAACGGCCAUCUCGAACAGGAGCUUUUGCCGGAAAGUCACCGCGGAACCACCGAAAUAAUCUUCACCGUUCGCCAGCUGCAAAAGAAGUGCCAAGAAAUGCGGCCCACCCUCUACGCAACCUUCGUGGGUAUGGCGGAGGCCUUCAACACGGUGAAUCGCGAUGGACUGUGGAAAAUCAUGCAGAAUUUCGGCUGUCCCGAGCGAUUCACGCACAUGGUGCAUCAGUACUAUGAGGGAGUGAUAACGCGCAUCACGGACGGUGGCACCGUUUCAGAAGCAUUUACAGUAACCAACGGAGUGCAGCAGGGCUGCGUACUCCCCUUAACCCUCCUCAGUCUUAUGUUUUCUGCCAUGCUCAUGGAUGCCUAA
This is a messenger RNA of Spirometra erinaceieuropaei, 616 nucleotides long. NCBI's taxonomy places the organism in Eukaryota, Metazoa, Platyhelminthes, Cestoda, Diphyllobothriidea, Diphyllobothriidae. The record is from the annotation of a GenBank genome assembly.